Messenger RNA from Dendrobium catenatum, 2087 nucleotides. RefSeq names its product probable polyamine transporter At1g31830. The transcript is spliced from 3 exons. Lineage: Eukaryota; Viridiplantae; Streptophyta; Magnoliopsida; Asparagales; Orchidaceae. The record is from RefSeq and is a predicted model, not a curated record. Gene Ontology annotation, biological process: transmembrane transport. Gene Ontology annotation, cellular component: membrane. Bases 204 to 1766 code for a protein of 520 amino acids. Gene Ontology annotation, molecular function: transmembrane transporter activity.
AUCACAAUAAAUUAAAUCCAAUCCAAUACCAAACAGCCCCUUAGGGUCUGCCAAAAUUUUCACCCGCCACCAAUUUUCCGUGUAAUUGGUUCCCUUCCCGGCUGAAUCGCGGCGUGCCUCCGGCUUACAUUUACUGUUGAAGGGGGGAAAGGUGAAGUGAGAACUAAUGGACUGCCCAAGCUAAGGUCGCUCUCCUUGUAUUGAUGGUAAGUUGGCCCUGUAUUAUCUCUCACCUUUCCUUCUUUGUCUUCUUCGUGCUCGCCGAUUCUAUUAUUGGUCACUGCUUUCGACGCGAAUCCGAUCUUAAAUUGAGAAGCUCUGGAUACAACAGAGGUCUUUCAAGGCACAUGGGGGAAUGUGGUGGCCAACAUUACCACAAUAUUAGUGAAGAAGAAUCUACAAGAUCAAAAAAUGUUCAAAAAGUUUCUAUUGUUCCUCUUGUUUUCUUAAUCUUCUAUGAGGUCUCUGGCGGGCCUUUUGGAAUAGAAGACAGCGUUCAAGCAGCAGGUCCUCUUCUUGCCAUUGCUGGUUUCCUAAUAUUUCCCAUAAUAUGGAGCAUUCCAGAAGCACUGAUUACUGCAGAAUUAGGGACAAUGUUCCCCGAGAAUGGUGGUUAUGUUGUCUGGGUCUCUUCAGCGUUGGGACCUUUCUGGGGCUUCCAACAAGGUUGGAUGAAAUGGCUAAGUGGUGUGAUAGAUAAUGCUCUUUAUCCAGUUCUAUUUUUAGACUAUCUGAAGUCUGGUAUUCCAGCCUUAGGAGGGGGACUUCCAAGGACUGUGGCAGUGUUGAUUUUAACUGUUGGCUUGACUUACACGAACUACAGAGGGCUUACUAUAGUUGGAUGGGUAGCCGUAUUUCUUGGGGUUUUCUCGAUCCUUCCUUUCAUAGUUAUGGGCCUUGUGGCUAUUCCAAGGUUGGAUGUUUCACAGUGGUUAGUGGCUGAUUUUAGCAAUGUUGACUGGAAUCUAUACUUGAACACCCUUUUCUGGAAUUUGAAUUAUUGGGACUCUAUCAGUACCUUGGCAGGAGAAGUCCACAACCCAAAGAAAACUCUUCCGAAGGCAUUACUAUAUGCUUUAAUAUUAGUUGUUGUUGGGUAUCUUUUUCCUCUUUUCACUGGUACUGGUGCUAUCCCACUUGAUAGGGAGCUAUGGGUUGAUGGUUACUUCUCUGACAUUGCCAAAAUACUAGGUGGCAUUUGGCUGAGAUGGUGGCUGCAAGGAGCUUCAGCGCUAUCGAAUAUGGGGAUGUUUAUUGCUGAAAUGAGCAGCGACUCUUAUCAACUUCUAGGCAUGGCUGAGAGAGGGAUGCUUCCAGAGUUCUUUGGCAAGAGAUCUCAGUAUGGAACACCACUUAUAGGAAUCCUUUUCUCUGCAUCUGGUGUUUUGUUGCUCUCAUGGAUGAGCUUUCAAGAAAUUGUUGCUGCUGAGAAUUUUCUGUACUGUUUUGGAAUGAUUUUAGAGUUUAUAGCAUUUAUAAGGCUUAGAAUGAAGUAUCCAACAGCACCUCGGCCUUACCGGAUUCCUUUGGAUACUCUUGGUUGCAUUUUGAUGCUCAUCCCUCCUACUAUUCUGAUAAUUGUGGUUCUGGCUUUUGCUUCAUUCAAAAUCAUGGUUGUCAGCCUUUUUGCCAUGCUUAUUGGGUUCAUAUUGCAUCCUUUCCUGAUCUAUAUUGAAAGGAAUCAAUGGUUGAGGUUCUCAAUGAUCUCUGAUCCCUCUGAUUUUCAAGGUGCUGAGCAUGAGGAUGCCCACUCUUUGAUCAGUUAAAUCUAUUCAGAGCUUCAGCCGGAGCUCGGAAGCUUUCCCUUCUUCAUCUUCUCUGACAAUUUUCAAAACAAGACAGCAACACUGGAGCUCCAGACUUUCUUAAUGGCCUUUGGUGCUUCCUUAAAUGCACCCAAAUGCUUUAUAUCAAGAGCUAAAACCUCCUUAAUAAGACCCGGGUUCGAGCACAAUCUCACAACGGUGGAACCCGAUAUUUUGGGGAUUAGAUGAGACUUGAUGUAAUUAUCGAGAGCUCAAAUAAAAAUAAGAUAAGCCCAUAAAACAUGUAUUUACUCAAAGUUAUGCUGUGAUGAAUUUUGGCUU